This is a messenger RNA of Poecilia reticulata (guppy), 1227 nucleotides long. It is a transcript of the gene thtpa, whose product is annotated as thiamine triphosphatase. The record is from RefSeq and is a predicted model, not a curated record. Lineage: Eukaryota; Metazoa; Chordata; Actinopteri; Cyprinodontiformes; Poeciliidae. Gene Ontology annotation, molecular function: magnesium ion binding; thiamine triphosphate phosphatase activity. Gene Ontology annotation, biological process: thiamine diphosphate metabolic process; dephosphorylation.
UGCCCCGACGAGGCGGCCGCUGACUAUCCUGAACACCUCUAUAGGUGCCCCUUCAUACGCCUGAGCAAAAAUAGAUUUAGCUUAGUGGCCCGAGUUAUCUUAAAACCUGCUAAAAACUCGGGUUUUGAGAGAGAAAAACCCGAAUUGAAAUUGAAAGGUCGUCACCUGUGAAGAUGAGCGUGGAAGUGGAACGAAAGUUUUUAUUCGACUCUGACACCCUGAAAGCGAUAGAGGACAUUGGAGAUUGUGUCGGGCAGAAACAGUUUCACGAUAAGUAUUUUGACACCCCGGAUUUUAAACUGACGUUGAGAGACGUGUGGCUGCGCCGACGGAAACAAUCCUGGGAGCUCAAGUGUCCAAUAGAUCCGGUCAAUGGCGCGGUGGAGCCAGGAAGAGAAAAGUCUCUGUGUACUCAAUAUAAGGAGAUCACAAAUCUGCCUGAAAUUUACCAGAGAGUGAAGGAGGUGAUUAAAGACACAUGUGAGAACUGCGAUGCGGACAUUACCCCUUCUGACGAAGACGACUCCUGGCUGAACACGUUGAAGCUGUGUUGCUUCGCAGAGUUUACCACAACACGGAGGUCAUUUACUUUGAAAGGAGAGGACGGGGUGAAGAUAGAUCUAGACCAAGCUGACUUUGGCUACCAUGUGGGGGAGAUAGAGGUCCUUGUUCCAGAGGGGGGAGACAUACAGUCUGCACAAGAAAAGAUCAGACACACCGCUCAAAGGCUGGGUCUGAACGAGGAGAGACGAGUUGAAGGGAAAAUGACUGUUUACCUUAAAAGAUAUCGUCCAGAGCAAUAUGCAAUACUGCUGAGCGCGCACGUUUUAUAGAAAAAAUACUGCACAUUACAGCUGAUUCUAAUAGUUCCUCACUGUACUUAGUCAUAUUUUACAGACCUAAUGUCAUUAUUAGAUAAGCAGAGUGAACUGUAUCAAAAUGCAGUUGCCGGGUAAUUGUGAAAAUGCUUGAGAAUGAACUGCAGUUGCUCCCGAUGAAUUUAUAUUAUUAUAAAUGUCAUUGCCAGUCACGGCACUAUGUGAACUAUUCAUUCCUCCAAAAAGGGUACUCUAUUUUUGUCUGUCAAUUGGAGACGACAUACCCUCUCUCAUGGACUGUUGACUGCAUCUUAAUGUAGAGCAGGUUAACACUGCACUCCUGCAACAGUGCAAACGGUAUGCUGACAUUGCACACUAUAUAUUAAAUAACUAAUUCUUAUCUCUUUAA